CCUUCCCCCCAUUGCCCCAGAUUGAAACCUCAUCUCAAUUUCACCAUAUCUCCGCACUUCUGUAUGUGUAAGCAUAUUGUGCUAGCUUCUUGUUUAGCAUGGUGAUCCCUGGGUGCAGGACAGGCUAGACUGGAAAAGUCAGAGAUCCCAUUUCAUCCUUCAGUAACCAAAUAGACCUGAGCGCACUCUGCCUCCUGCUGACAAACCUACCGCCUAGGCUACACUCUCAGCAGGUGUAAAUCAAGGUGACUCCACUGGCUUCGAUAGAAUGACCCCAGCCUACAUCUGCUGAGGAUGUGGCUAACUGACCUCUAUUGUAAAGUGCUUUGAGAUCUACUGAUGAACAGCACUAUACAGGAGCUAGAUCUUUGGCCUGGAAAGAGAUGUGCUAACUUCCUUGUUAGGUCUGCAAGAAGAGAACGUGACAUAAAGAAAGAUGCUAUCUCUAAACCCUGGAAACCAGCGUUCUUACAUAGUAGCCAUUCCACUGUUACUUGCUGCUGCCUUCAUUGUUGCUGUAAACAGUGAUUGUGGUGUGCCACCGCGUUUUAAUUUUGCUGAGCUGAAGGAAGAGUACAGAAAUCAGAAUAAGUUUGCUGUUGGUAACAAAGUGGAAUACAACUGUCGCCCAGGUUAUAGCAAGGUACAAAGAUCCACUCUUCAGUGCACGCCAUAUUCUCGAUGGUCAGAUGCCGGAGAGUUUUGCAAGGCAAGAUCAUGCCGUCACCCUGGAGAGCCAGAAAAUGGCAGACUUGUUAUUCUAACAGAUCUCACGUUUGGUGCAACAGUAAACUUCGUCUGUGAAGAGGGGUACAGACUAAUUGGAAAUGCAGAAAGAAAAUGUGUGCUUGAAGGAUCACAAGUUAUAUGGGACAAAGAUAUUCCAUACUGUCAAGUGAUACCAUGCAAGCCUCCUCCAGAAAUAGAGCACGGGACACAUACUGGGACAACGAUGGAGGAAUUCAACUAUGGGACAUCUGUCACUUACCAGUGUAACACUGUAGAGAGGGGACAGGUUCCUUUCUCGCUUAUUGGAGAGCCCUCCAUUCACUGUACAUCCACGGAUAAUGUAAAUGGAGACUGGAGCGGGCCUGCCCCUGAAUGCAAAGUCAUUCGCUGUGAACAGCCAAGAGUUGACCAUGGAAAACAGAUGACCGGAUAUAGUCCUGUAUACACCUACAGAGCCUCUGUUCUGUUUGAGUGUGACCACCGCUACACCCUCAAAGGCAGUAACGUACUUCAAUGCAAUGAAAAUAGUAGAUGGGAUCCUCAGUUACCAGUUUGUGAGCGAAGUAGCUGUGAUGACCCACCUUACAUUCGUAAUACUUUUCGAGAUCAUUCUAACAGCAACUUGUUUCCGGCUGGGACUGUAGUGAAAUAUAACUGUGUGGGAGGUUAUGAGUUAAUCCCUGGAAUAUCCUCUGCGAGUGUUACCUGUCAAAAAGAUUUUACAUGGUCUGAACAUCAAGAAUUUUGUCGGAAAAUUAGAUGUCCAUUUCCAAACAUUCCCAAUGGAAGAGCAAUACUUGGAAAAGCAACCUAUGAGUAUGAGGACAAGAUUCGCAUUGAAUGUAAUCCCGGUUACGCCCUCAAAGACCAUUAUGGAUCGAUUAAGUGCGAAAGUGAUCGUGCAUGGAAUCCUCCAUUACCAAUUUGCGAACCGACUUGUGAGCCACCUGCACGCAUCUCUAAUGGACGGGACGACCGUGGCUGGAAAACUGUUUUCCUUGUUGGCUCAAGUGUGACCUACGUAUGUAAGCCUGGCUGGUCACUUGUUGGAGAAUCCUCCAUUCAAUGUAUAGCUGGUGAUGGGGGAGCUCCGCGCUGGGAUGCACCUGCCCCUGAGUGCAAAGAGAUUCUUCGUUGUCCAGAUCCAGUGAUUGAACAUGGAAAACCGAUCCCUAUAAAUAAAACUGAAUAUACAGUUGGAAACAGUGUUGAGUUUGAAUGUGAAUCUGGCUACAUCCUUAAAGGCAGCAAGUCGAUCAAAUGCCAGGCCAAUAGGACGUGGGAUCCUCCAGAGCCAUCUUGUAUUAAGGUUUGGUGUCCAAAGCCUGAUGUGCAAAAUGGAAGAAUGGUCAAUGUGUUAGAUGAAAAAGAGCGUUACAACGUGAAUGAAAACAUUACUUUCAAAUGCUCUCCUGGGUACCAAUUUUCAGGCCAUUGGUAUCAGUCUACAACAGACAGCUUGAAUAUUACAUGUUCAGCUGAUGGCACCUGGAAGGUGUUACACAAGUGUGAGAAGCAAAUAAUGUCUCCCCUGUGCAAGAUGGUUCGCGAGAUUGUAAAGUUUCUCCACUGCAAUAUAUCUCUGACAGAACUGAGAACCCAUCUAGAAGAACAGAAACUGUGUCUGGAGAUUCAGAAAUUUAAGCAAGACCUAGAAAAAUACAAGGAAUAGCUGAAAUCUGUGACCCAUUACUGUGACAAACUGUCUCCUUUGGAUGCAGUUUGUAUAAUUACUUUGUACAUAUGAUGAUUAUUACUAUUUGCAGAGAACUUGCUAGUAUGUCUAGUGAUCCAGGAAGAGAUUAGCCAGUACCUCAGGAAUCAGAUUUUUUUCAUGCUGUGUGCCAGUGCUUGGGUUUUUUUUUCUUUCCUUUCAAUCUGACAAAUGUAAGUCCCUACUUGAUAAACUAGGGAUUUCAUCCUCUUAUAUGUUGUGGGGACUAUAGUAAAAGGGUUGAAUUCAGAUUCCUUUCAAUUCGAAAAGGGAAAGCAAGUUGAGAGAAACUAGAUUAAAAUGUACGGAAGUAAAUGUUCAGUUGAUGCAAGCAUCAGACCCUAUGCAGAAUACACCAACAACCUUGAGCUUUCAGAAAUCACCCAACUGUUGCAUAUAUUUUACCUUAAUGCAUUAUAAGCCAAACAUAUUUGAAGUAGUGAAUGGCUAUUUAACUGCCUGAUUUCCAUGAACCUUAAGGGCAACUCUGUUCACAAAUCCCUCUGCCCCACUGUGAAAAUGUAAAGCUUAAAAAAAGCCAAUUUUCUGCCCUAACCUCUUAUUUAAAAAGUUGGCAGUUUUUUUCCUUCCCAAACUGAACACAUCUAUUUUUGGUUGACAUCAGUGCUGAUCUCAUCUGUAGCAUUUCUAUAUCCUCUCUCACACUCCCACAAAUCGAUGGUGAAAAUUUAACUGUAGACAGCAACCCGCUAACCAUUUCCCCCUUGCCCAAUGAAUGAUAGGGGUGUCCUCUAACCUACACCUUUGUGAUCAAGCAAUUAUUUCUGCCCUGCCGGGCUACAAUAAAGUGCAACUGUAAAAAC
Trachemys scripta elegans is the source of this 3267-nucleotide messenger RNA. Its product is annotated as complement receptor type 2-like. The record is from RefSeq and is a predicted model, not a curated record. The transcript has 14 exons. Lineage: Eukaryota; Metazoa; Chordata; Testudines; Emydidae. Bases 437 to 2401 code for a protein of 654 amino acids. Gene Ontology annotation, biological process: negative regulation of complement activation, classical pathway.